CGCUUUUAUUUUCAAACAGUGACCGGAAGUUUACAGUUGCGCAAGCUUCCUUGAUAGUUUGACAGCUCGUACUGCGCAGCAUCGUGAUAGCAGCUGUAAACUCAAUUGCUGCUUCUUUCUGCAUUGAAAAACAAAACGCUGCAUUUACCAAAACUGCCUGAAAAUGCUGUCUUACAUCAUCGGUUUGAUCCGAGGCGGAUUUGACAGCAUCGUCAACCUAAUCUUCAGACUUCUGUUCAGAAAGAGCAGACCCGCCCUCACUUUAGAAGACCCCAACAUUAAGUAUGCACUGCGGGUGCUGGACAAACAGAUUGUCAGCCAUGACACCAGAAAGUUCCGCUUUGCCCUGCCUUCCUCUGAACACAUCCUGGGUCUCCCCAUCGGGCAGCAUAUCUACUUGUCUGCAAAGGUAGAUGGGAAGCUUGUAGUGCGUCCGUACACACCAGUGUCCAGUGAUGAUGACAAAGGCUAUGUGGACUUAGUGGUGAAGAUUUACUUUAAAGAUGUCAAUCCUAAAUUCCCAGAGGGUGGGAAGUUGACUCAGUACUUGGAGAGCCUCAGGAUCAAUGACACUAUUGACUUUAGAGGACCGAGCGGUCUCCUCGUUUACCAAGGCAAAGGUGCUUUUGCCAUUCAGCCAGAUAAAAAGUCCCCCGCUGACAUGAAAACAGCCAAACAUGUUGGCAUGAUCGCCGGAGGGACAGGAAUCACUCCGAUGCUGCAGAUCAUCACAGCUGUCAUGAAGGAUCCAAAGGACCAGACGGUGUGCUACCUGCUGUUUGCCAACCAGACUGAAAAAGAUAUUCUGUUGCGUCCGGAGUUAGAAGAAAUCGAGGUCAACAACCCGGACCGGUUCAAGCUUUGGUUCACCCUGGACAGAGCACCUGAAGACUGGGAGUACAGCCAAGGCUUCAUCAAUGAAGACAUGGUGCGGGAGCACCUGCCGGCUCCAGGUGACGACACCCUCAUCCUGAUGUGCGGACCUCCACCCAUGAUCCAGUUCGCCUGCAACCCCAACCUGGACAAAGUGGGCCACUCCAGCAGCCGCAGGUUCACCUUCUAAACGCCUCAUAAGGGCAUCCAGCUAUCAUAAUCUCUCCAGUACAGUUGCAGCGGUAUUGCACUAUAUAUAUGUAUACAGUAUUUAUGCCAUGCAACGUUCACUAUGAGGCAGAAUCCCAGCACGGACCAAUUCAUGUAAUCACUAAGAGUCACUGAAGGGGAAAAAGUCAAUAUGAAGCCUUUUAAGGUGAUUAAAAGUAGGAGAUGGAUCAUGAAAGGUGUAGAGGUUGUUGGCUUCAAUGAUGUUAUUCCAAAUCUGUUGCAAAUUAUAUUGAGGUUUAUGGGAUGUUUUGAGUGCCUUAACACUUGCAAAGCUUUUUAUAUGCACCGUUUAAGAGUCAAGAUCACCUGCUUCAUUCAUACAGAACUGUAUCGUUAUUCCAUUGAAGCGUUUGCAACUGUGUUAGCAUUAAACCUGCCCUCUGUCUGUCUUCAAACAUGUUCUGUAACCUGUUAAAUGGGAUGUUGUCACUGAUACGAUAUCCUUGUUGCAGCGGUGGCUACUUGUGUUUGGAUAUGCAACAUAAAAAAAAUCAAAUGCUACUGAGUUUGAGAUGCUUUGAUUAUUUUUUAUCCGACCUGUGUGUGUCUUAAAAUAAAGACAAAUGGAGAAAAAGCA
This is a messenger RNA of Eleginops maclovinus (Patagonian blennie), 1681 nucleotides long. Its product is annotated as NADH-cytochrome b5 reductase 3. Gene Ontology annotation, molecular function: oxidoreductase activity. NCBI's taxonomy places the organism in Eukaryota, Metazoa, Chordata, Actinopteri, Perciformes, Eleginopidae. The transcript has 9 exons. The record is from RefSeq and is a predicted model, not a curated record. The coding region runs from base 164 to 1063 and encodes 299 amino acids.